UGCUGGCCACCAUGCACAGCUCCUGUAGUCUCCGGGCGCUGCUGCUGCUGCCACCACUGCUGCUGAUGACCACCCCAGACCCCGCCAGAGCCCUCACAAAGGAUGAGCAGCGUGCCAUGGUGGAGCUGCACAACCUCUACCGUGCCCAGGUGUUCCCGCCGGCCUCCGACAUGCGACGGAUGAGGUGGGACCCGGAGCUGGCCGCCUUCGCCAAGGCCUACGCACAGCAGUGCGUGUGGGGCCACAACAAGGAGCGCGGGCGGCGCGGAGAGAACCUGUUCGCCAUCACGGACGAGGGCUUGGACGUGCCCCUGGCCAUGGAGGAGUGGCACCACGAGAGGGAGCACUACAACCUCAGCGCCGCCGCCUGCACCCCAGGCCAGAUGUGCGGCCACUACACGCAGGUGGUUUGGGGCAAGACAGAGAGGAUCGGCUGUGGUUCCCACUUCUGUGAGAAGCUCCAGGGAGUUGAGGAGACCAACAUCCAUCUACUGGUGUGCAACUACGAGCCCCCGGGGAACGUGAAGGGACAGAGGCCCUAUCAGGAGGGAAUUCCGUGCUCGCAAUGUCCCCCUGACUACCGCUGCGAGAACUCUCUCUGUGAACCCAUCAGUGGCCCGGAAGAGGAGCAGGAUUUGCCCUCCCUGGAAACUGCGGCCCCGUCCACUCGGGCCACGGAAGCCUCAGGCUCCAGGAAAGCCGGCGCUCCUUCCCCGGCGACAGAGGUCGCGCACUCCUGGGUGACAGAGGUCUCGGGCUCCCCGGCCACGCAGGCCCCGCCCACUGUGGAAACAAAGACUCGGUCCUCCUCAGCCACCAAGGAGCCCUCGGCGACGGCCACAGAGGCUCCGCCUUCCCUAACGAGUGAGGUCCCUUCUGCGUCAACAGCUCACGACCCGCUCUCCUUGGAUGAAGGGCCGGUCACCGUCCCCAAAUCGACCCAUGUUUCUGUUCCAAAAUAUGCGGACAAAGUAGAAAGCGAGACAAGAGCACCCUCCAUAAGCCCAGAGAAACCUCUUUACCCUGAGAUGUCCCUGACAGGGAUAAGGGAAUCCCUACCCCAUGCUCAGGAAGAAGCUGAGGCAGAGGCUGAGGCAGAGGCUGAGGCAGAAGCCGAGCUGCUUCCUUCCAGUGAGAUCUUGGUGUCAGAUAUUCCAGACCAGGACAAACCAGAUGAGUUGCAGGCCACCCUGGACCACAUGGGACAGCCCUCCUCCAAGUCCCGGCCCAAUGUCCCCAAUGCUUCUUCUGCUGCUAAUGCCAGGGGUGGGCGUACCCUGGCCCUGCAGUCAUCCCUGCCAGGUAAGGGCUGUACAGAGAGCAGGGAGUGGAGGCUGAGCUCCGGUCACAUGUGGGGUCCUUCCCAGGGACUACUGCUGCUGUCUCCCCUGAUGUUGGCUGGACUCUUCUGAAGGGGACAACA
This is a messenger RNA of Marmota flaviventris (yellow-bellied marmot), 1423 nucleotides long. The record is from RefSeq and is a predicted model, not a curated record. Lineage: Eukaryota; Metazoa; Chordata; Mammalia; Rodentia; Sciuridae.